Molecule: messenger RNA, 6177 nt
Organism: Lampris incognitus (smalleye Pacific opah)
Lineage: Eukaryota; Metazoa; Chordata; Actinopteri; Lampriformes; Lampridae
Gene: mapkapk5
Product: MAPK activated protein kinase 5
Exons: 14
Coding region: 938-2353 (471 amino acids)
Biological process (GO): peptidyl-serine phosphorylation; protein autophosphorylation; Ras protein signal transduction
Cellular component (GO): cytoplasm; nucleus
Molecular function (GO): calmodulin binding; mitogen-activated protein kinase binding; calcium-dependent protein serine/threonine kinase activity
Source: RefSeq, a predicted model, not a curated record
UUCUUUGACAAGACGGAGCCAUGGAAUUAGCAAGAUAUUCUAGAGGUAGACGUCUUCUUGGUCACCUUUCAUAACAGCUCUCAUUAACUAUUUCCAUUAUUGGGAUACACAGUUAUUACCCCUUGGUAACACUCACGAGUGUUAAAUCGUCCGUGAAAACCUGUUAACGUCCGCGGCUUUCCGUGCUGUACUAUCUUGCCAUUUAAGCUAGCUGGCUCGCUAGCUAGCUCGGCUCGACGACAUGACAGGCUGUCGCACGUCUCAAGGCGCUGGAACGCGCCGCUCCGAUUUGUAAAGUGACUUGGCCAGCGGCGACUUUACAUUUCCCCGGUCCGCCUUUCACAGCCUGGCUUCGUUACGCGGUUACUUACCCCGAGAUAGUUUGCUCGCUAGCGCCGCACCAUUUGUUAGCAAGCGAUUUAGCAAUCCUCGGCAUCUCGCAGCCAAGUAACGCAAGAUUGGCAGAGCACCGCGCUCAUCGCGACGACUAAAAAUAUACUUUUCUUCCUUUCUCAGCGCCCCACCAAACGCGGGGAGCAAGUCCAUACUAGGUUUUGUUUCUAAGACCUCGAUUGUUGCCUUGGUUGGAAUCAUCCCAUGCUACAUGGUUGUUAGAGUGAGUUUAGGACCGUCGGUUGAGCAAGUCCGAAAGCCCAAGUUGUGAACCUCGAUCACUUUAUAAAUAUACCGGCUGGCUUCAAGUCAACCGCCCGACUGAACACGCUUUCCACCCUGUAAGCUUGGAGGCGGAAUAUCAGUCUGCGCCCAUGGCCUGAUUCUUCCCAAGAGAAGCACAAACCUUGGGGGGAACUUCAGCCAGCGCCAGUUCGACACUACAAGUUAAUUCGCGAAGGUUAAAAACAAAGGCCGCUUGUUUUGAUUGUCAGACGUCUGAGAUCGGCCAGACAGGCUCAUCCAUAAAGAGUGGAGUACCACCAUGUCGGAGGAUAACAACGCAGACAAGUUCAUCAAGGAGACAUCCAUCCUAGAGGAGUACAACAUCAACUGGACCCAGAAGCUGGGAGCUGGCAUCAGUGGACCUGUAAGAGUAUGUGUGAAGAAGUCGUCUCAGGAACGCCUAGCGCUAAAGAUCCUUAUUGAUCGCCCCAAGGCCAGAAAUGAGGUUCGUCUCCAUAUGAUGUGCGCCACCCAUCCAAACAUAGUUCAAAUCUUGGAAGUAUACGCCAAUAGUGUCCAGUUCCCCCAUGAGUCCAGUCCAAGAGCGAGGCUGCUGAUUGUCAUGGAGAUGAUGGAGGGGGGGGAGCUGUUCCACAGAAUCAGUCAGCACAGACAUUUCACCGAAAAGAUGGCCAGCCAGGUCACCAAGCAGAUCAGUCAAGCCUUGGAACACUGUCACUCCCUGAAUAUUGCACAUCGAGACUUGAAGCCAGAGAACCUGCUUUUCAAGGAUAACUCUCUGGAUGCCCCUGUGAAGUUGUGUGAUUUUGGCUUUGCCAAAAUUGACCAGGGAGACUUGAUGACCCCUCAGUUCACUCCUUACUACGUAGCACCUCAGGUACUUGAGGCUCAAAGAAGACACCAGAAGGAAAAGUCUGGAAUCAUACCUACCUCACCCACCCCCUAUACAUAUAACAAGAGCUGUGACUUGUGGUCUCUGGGUGUGAUCAUCUAUGUGAUGCUGUGUGGCUAUCCUCCGUUCUAUUCCAAGCACCAUAGCCGCACUAUCCCCAAGGACAUGAGGAAGAAGAUCAUGACGGGCAGUUUCGACUUCCCGGAAGACGAGUGGAGCCAGAUCUCUGAGAUGGCCAAGGACAUUGUACGCAAGCUGCUGAAGGUGAAGCCAGAGGAGAGGCUGACUAUUGAGGGAGUACUCGCUCACCCUUGGCUCAACUGUACCGAGGCCCUGGAUAACGUGCUGCCCUCUGCUCAGAUGAUGAUGGACAAGGCGGUAGUAGCAGGUAUCCAGCAGGCCCAUGCAGAGCAGUUGGCUAACAUGAGAAUCCAGGAUCUGAAUGUCAGCCUGAAGCCCCUAAACUCUGUCAACAACCCAAUUCUCAGGAAGCGGAAACUUCUAGGCCCCAAACCCAGUGAUGGAUUCUUCAUCCAUGACCCAGAGAACGGAGGGGACGACUCCAACGUAGCACUGGAAAAAUUGCGAGAUGUCAUCGCUCAGUGUAUACUACCACAGGCUGGUGAAAAUGAGGAUGAGAAACUGAACGAGGUGAUGCAUGAAGCCUGGCGGUUCAACAGGGACUGUAAACUACUGAGAGAUGGGCUACAAGGGCUCAGCUGGGAUGGGCGAGCCUUUUCUGACAAAGUAGACCGCUUAAAGUUGGCUGAGAUAGUGAAGCAGGCCAUUGAAGAGAAGACAAAUCUCCAAGAGUCUCAUUAGCAAUGCUGGUUCUUUAACUCCUUUUUAUAUUGUCUAUUGUGACCCUUUUUAAGAUAAUAACUGUAAAGAGGCUUUUUUUUCUAAUGUAAUAUGAUGCGGUAAUUUUUGUUUUUUUCAUAAAAUUCACUUGCAAGACCUAUUGUACAGCUGUAGAUAUAUUUCAAAGAGAUAGCAUUGGUACUAUGAUUUUUUUUUAUGAACAACUGCAAAGAACACAGAAAAAAAUCUAUAUUUUUGUUUUUUGCAAAAAAGAGGAGAAAACUGACUGAAAGAAAUUAUUUUCUAGGAGGGAAUUUUUUUCUAGCUGCUUGUCCAAGACGUCAUGUGACAUCCCACUAAUUUUAUUCCAUUUUAUUUUAUUUCUCUUUUAACCAUCCUAAGUAUUCUAUUUAUUUAAUGAAAAAAAUUCCAUUAUUUUGUACCUAUUUUGUAGCCUGACGACAGGCUCUAAAGUUGAGAGGCAACGUCUACAAUGUGACUUGUGUUCGUCCAUACAGACUCUGCACACCGGGCUGCGUUUCAGUCGUCUCAUUUCAGUUGGAGAAUCCUUUUCUUCUCUGGAGCUUUCCCUCAACAUCUAAAGCGAGUGUGAUGGGGUCAAGGGAAAGUGCCAAGGGAUGGAUAAACAGGUUACAUUUCUUAAACAACCCAAACGCAGCCCCAAUUUCCUCCUUUUGCGCCAACCCCCUUUGUGUGGACUGGUAACCAAAAGGCACGUUAAUCCAAGAGCAGAAAGACUUCAACCAGUAUGGCUGUUUUUCUUCCUGGCUGAGUUAAAACUUGAUAUAUUUCAGGGUUAUUUCAGAUCUCAUGUAUGCAUGCUCCUGUUUUUUCAUGGGCCGGAAGAGGAGCCUGGGAUUACUUUACAAACUCAUAAGUGUUUGAGGGAUACAAAGAGGAUGCAAAAAUAGUCUGGCCAAAAAAAAAUGAGUUGAACACAUUUCAAAUGGUUAAAAAAAAAGGCAGGUACUUUGUUUAGUUUCUAUUUCACCACUUUUGGAAUUUUCCUGAAUUCCUGGCAGCCUAAAUUGAGGGCACCUGGAUUAGUUCAAAUAUUUGCAAGUGUUUAAGACUCCCCCCCCCCCAGUUCUGAUGUGAUGCAGAAAGGUCUUAUGUUAGUCCUGUUGUAUGGCAUUGAUGACCUGUGAAAUGGCUGGGCUUGCUACUCUGAGAUGAAGUUGCAGCUGCAGAACUGUAAUUAAGACCUGGGCCAAUUUAUUCACCAAUACCCUUUCAUUCACUUCAAGGGAUUUCUGUACUUUGUCUUGCAUGCAAGACCAAAACAUACAGAUGGGCAGAGAGGUGAAAUAUCGAGCUGGGGUAAAGCAGAAGUAGGGAACAUUCUUGUACACUCCUUGCAGUGGACAUUGCUUAUUGAUAAUUUGUUGUUGCAAUUUGAACAAGACAAGUUUUAGCUUUUGCUUUUGCUGGCAGCCUGUUUUUAAUCUAAGAAAUAUUGGCAGUUAUGUUUCAAACUGCUCAAAGUCCUGUAUUUCUAGUCAAGCUGUUUUUUCUUCAAAUUUUGCUGUUAAUCAACUGCAAAGUAUUCUUGACAGUUUAGCAAAUUUGACAAACCAGCAAAAACACAAAAUUGCAUGUUUUUGCAAAUUAUUUUUUAGGGGGGGUGGCCGUCCGACUAACUCCAGUGUAGAAAAUUCAGACCCUACAGAGUAAAAUGUUAUUAAAUGAUAAUAAUUCAGACCCUACAGAGUGACAUUUUAUUAAAUGAUAGUAAUUCAGACCCUACAGAGUAACAUUUUAUUAAAUGAUAGUAAUUUGGCAUCGGGUCAGCGGGAAAUGCAGGAAUACAACUUGCUGUACUACAGAAAGUGCAAAAGUUUACUCACAUUUUAUUCACAGUGCAUGCAUGUGCACAUGCCUUGUCAGUAUUAUUGGCUAACAGACCUACCCUUCUUUUCAACAGAUGCAACCAAAGAAAGGUCUCUCACCGAAAAAUAGCAAAGGCCCCAAUCUAUUUCUCUGGCCCAGAAGUUAGUAAUUAUUUUAAUGUUACUGGUUAGCCACAGCACACUUACCGCUGCACUAUUUCGCUUUAGUUAUGUCAAAUAUGUUAUUUCUUUAAAUAGGGGUUGAAACAAGGGAUAAUGUCUUCAUUGCUUGAAUGGGGUUGUGUUGAAUCAUUAGUACUCACAACACAAAAAUGGCAAAGAGGGUGCAUGUCCUCUCCAACUGCACCCAACGACUAUUACUUUAUGGACUAAUGUUUCUUCUAAAAUCCUUCCUAGAAGUGUUUUUUGAAGUCGUAGCCUUUCUGCAAGAAGGAGAAACAACUUUGUUAUAUUUCUCUGAACCUUUUCUGAUGCUGAGAUAAAUGCGUUGACCCAUGUGAUCUUUGGCCUUGAUGGAAAAGUGUGUCCUUUCUGAUUGAAAUUGACAAAGGUUGGUGCAAUAUGUGAACUUUUCUUUUUUUUUUCUUUCUGAAAAGUAACUGACAUCAGGAACAAAGAGCAAGCCUUUGUAUUUCUCUAUUUACAGGGAAUAGUCAAAAAACACCAGUAUUAACAUUUUCCUCUGUUGAAGAUUUUGGUCCACUCAGCUCCAAGGGGAAGAGGCAAAUGUUAAUCAAUACCAAUUUGAUUCCAGCAUCAUCUGAGUCAUCUGUCUUUAUGAUGGCAUGCCUGGAUCUCCCAUAAAUCCUCAAUUAAACUCAUAUCUGUUUUUUUUUUUAGAAGGCCAGAAUAUAAUGGCUACUAGGUGACCUAAUGUGCCUUUUUGGGGGCAGUGUGAAUGUAAAAUGCACUGCUCCCAUCUGUAGAAAAGAUUUUUAAGAUGAAGAUCACUCAUUCAGUCAUUUUGAAUAACCGCUGACUAGUAAACCUGCUGGAGAUGAUUGCAUUGAUUCCAUGUCAGGAAAUAUUAGCGGUGUAUCGGCAGAACCUGUCACUACUAUGGAUCUUAAUGCUGGUGUUUAUUUGUACUUUGACCAUUCUCUGUAAUGUUUGUACUGUAUGUGUGUGUGUUAGUGUGUAACUACUCUUAUGUAUGCGUGUAUGGGUUAAUGGUGCCGGGGGUUCUGCGUGACAAAGAAAGCAUGGCAUUUCUUAUGUAUUUUUGGAGGCCUGUCGGUGAAUCAGAGCUGCUUCCUUUAUCCCUUUCCCAAAACAAAGAACCAAGAGGACAUUGUGUUCAGUCCAGUUUUGUACUGUCAAAAUCCCAGGGGGUUAUUAAUUAGAAAAUGCUCCCUGUGUCCUUGCUGUAGUUGCUGGUUGGUUGCUCUCGCAGGAUACUUGACUGAUAUUCAUGCUGCUCUCCUCAGUCUGCCCUGGGUAGAAAGAAAAGGUGGCUGUACUUACCAGAGCUCUCACACCAAAAGAUGCUGAUCCAAGACAGUCUCAUUUACUUUUGUAAAACCAUCUUAAACUGAUCCGAAAGGCAGAACUGCUGCACAGUUGAGCAGACCCACUCUCGAGCCCUGACUCAUCUCAGCUCUCAGGCUGUUUGGUGUCCCAUCGCUUCACCGUCUGCAUGAGCAACAUAGGAAGAGGUUGAGCUUCAUUCAGAGUUCCACUUGUUUCUCUUGCAGCAGGCAUCAAACAAGGGAAGAAAAUACAAGGAAGCAUGCGUUUAGCCUGGAGCCGGGUUCGUCGAGCAGUAAGGGAGAUCAGACCUUCCAGAUUUCGCCACUACUCAGAUCUUGUUUUUCCUCCCUGGUUUGGCAGUUAUGUAGCAUGUACCUGAGCCCCAUCAUGAAAAGACUCGCUGUACUUCCAACAAUGUAUCUCUGUCUUAUUUGCCCUUUCUGCCUUCUUAGGAAUGUCAUCAACAUGCUGACUUUGUAAUAAAAAGAAUUCUUUGAUUUUCAA